GAGUUUGGAGGUGUUUAGCAAGAAACAAAUCUCACCCGCACAGACCAUCCCCUCCCAACUUUCCCCACCUCCUGUUGCUAGGGUUCGGGAAUGGCGAGGAUACCGACGCUCGUCGCGUUUGCCGUCCGCCGCGCGGCCACCGCCACCACCGCCGCGGGGAAGGCCAUCUGGGACGCCAAGGGGGUUCUCAUCGUGGGGGGCGCCGCGGUCGCCGCCUGGGUCUACCGUGCCGAUCUUGGUCGCCUCGCCGACCAUCUGUUUUCACAGGGCCGCACCCACACUCCAGAGGAUAGGGAUCAGAGGGUGAGGGCAAAGCGAGCGGCCAACAAAGGGGCCCGGAAGGUGGUGCGGGACGCGCACGGACUAUACUCAAAGAACCACGGCCGGGCGGGCGGACACUGAAUCCAGACUACAAGAGUGGGGGAGACAUAAUGGAUAAAGGGCGUAAAUCAAAUGGUGAUAAAAAGGCGUUGUACAAAUGGUGAAAAGUUUUAGGUGAAGACACUAGUGGUUUAAUCAAUUUCCUGUUAUAUUGCUCAAUCUGUGACUUGUGCGGUCAUCUAUUUCUGUUGAAUCCAUGACUUGUGCCGUCGUCAUCUGAAAUUUUGAAAUAAUGAUUGAGUGAUGCCAACUUCAAA
Triticum aestivum (bread wheat) is the source of this 638-nucleotide messenger RNA. RefSeq lists its product as uncharacterized. The transcript is spliced from 3 exons. The record is from RefSeq and is a predicted model, not a curated record. The coding region runs from base 91 to 402 and encodes 103 amino acids. Lineage: Eukaryota; Viridiplantae; Streptophyta; Magnoliopsida; Poales; Poaceae.